Molecule: messenger RNA, 8077 nt
Organism: Paramuricea clavata
Lineage: Eukaryota; Metazoa; Cnidaria; Anthozoa; Malacalcyonacea; Plexauridae
Source: the annotation of a GenBank genome assembly
AUUCAGUAAGGAUGAGUAGCCUAAACUGUUCAUUAGACAUUUUUAAUUUCCACUUAGGAAAACGCGAAUCCUGGUUGGUGGGAAGCUUUUAUUGGACCCCGAUGUGCGUUGGAUACGGAUAAAUUUUUCGUCAUCUGUGUUAACGUCAUCGGUGGAUGUUAUGGAUCAAGGUUUGUCAUUUCUUGCUGUCCAACUCGUGAAUAAACUCGUGGCGAAUGUCUCUAUCAAACCGCAGAGAUUUACGCCGGAUACCCAGUUUUCUUCUCUUGAUAACACUCAAACCAUUGCAAUGGCUUUGACUCUUUUGUAACUAUAUCAUUAUUAACGUUUUCUAGUGGCCCUUCUUCUAUAAAUCCUUUAACAGGAAAGGUAAGAAUGAUGGUCCUAAUCGAUUAUUGAUUGUGCGUAAGUCUAGUUCAUGAAAUAGGCCUUCUCCGCUAUAAAUAAAUUAAGUUAGUUUAGUUUAGCUUUUGUUACGUUCACCGUAACAAGAAAGACUUAAAAACAGAAGAGUCUUAUUUUUUAAAUUAUGUAUUAAUAAAAGAAAACUAAAAGAACGAAGAAUCAGGAUAGUUCAAACUUAUCUGUCUAUUGACAAUGACACAGCUUUGCUUUUCAGACUUUGUCCUUUCACACUUUAGUAUAUAGUUCCUUUCCUUUAAGUCUUUACGACGACAAUAACUCCAACAGUAUCAAAUUCUUCUUCUUAAACAACAACAACAACAAAUUAAUAUUUCUUAUAAACUUUUCUCUGAUCCCUUCCAGCUUAAGCUUUCGCUGCUUAUAUACUGUCCGCAAGAUAUAACAAAGGAAAACGUUCAUAUUGUCGUAGAGUUGUAUCCAUAUCGUCGUGUGCUCAGUCCCAUCCGUCGUCCAUAGCUCAAAGAUACAUACAACGACAAGUAUUGAUGAGUGAUCCAAAUUGGAAUGAUGGGUUCUAUUACGACGGUCCAUUUCCUUCGUUAGGAAUGAAAAAUGCAAGGUAAUGAUGCUACGACUAAAUAUUAACUGUUGGACUACAUGACUAUAGUCUUGGACUAUAUGACUAGUCUUGGACUAUAUGACUAUAGUCUUGGACUAUAUGACUAUAGUCUUGGACUAUAUGACUAUAGUUUUGGACUAUAUGACGAUAAUCUUGGACCAUAUGACUAUAGCCUUGAACUAUAUGACUAUAUAUAGUCUUGGACUAUAUGACUAUAGUCUUGGACUAUAUGACUACAGUCUCGGACUUUAGAUCGAACUAUCGGACUAUAAUCUUGGACUAUAGGACUACAGUCUUGGACUAUAUGACUAUAGUCUUGGACUAUAUGACUAUAGUCUUGGACUAUAUGACUAUAGUCUUGGACUAUAUGACUAUAGUCUUGGACUAUAUGACUAUAGUUUUGGACUAUAUGACUAUAGUCUUGGACUAUAUGACUAUAAUAAUAUAGUCCAUAUUAUUAGCACUGAUGAAGAUCCGGGCUUACGGAUCGAAAGCUUUGCAGUAAUAAAUUUACGUGGUGUUUCCACAAACAAAACUAUUAUAUGUUUUAUCGCCAUGCAAACAUACAAAGAACUUAUAUAUGACUAUAGUCUCGGACUUUAGAACUAUCGGACUAUAAUAGUCUUGACUAUAGGACCACAGUCUUGGACUAUAUGGCUAUAGUGGGUUGACAUUGCGUAGACUGAAUUCGCGGUCAUAUCAGUUAUUACUGCAUGCAAGUAUAGCUGAAAAGUCGGAAAAAGUCUCAUAAAUGGUAUCACCAGAAAAUUAAACUGUAUGAUGUUACCCCAACAACAUUUACUGCAUUUACAUGUAUUAUUUAUACAUUUCUAAUGUAGAUCCAUCGCAACAGUGAGUUAUCGUAGCGGUCGGGAGUGGGAAACAAGAUUUGGACGGAGGAAAAUAAACAAGUCUAAAGAUGCAUCAAAUCCUUGUUUUAGUGCAGACUUUAUGAUUGAAGGCUAUCUUGACCAUCAAGUAAGUACAAAGUUCCUCAUUAAGGGUAUCUGAGGGGCAUACGCCCCCCCCCCCCCAAAAAAAAAAAAAUUACAAGUUUGGAAAGUGCAUUUUCAGCUAUUUUCCACAAUAAUUUUGUUUAAAGUAACUGUGUAUAUUGCCUAAUGCUAAACUGGAAAAUUAGUGAAGAUUCUUCUCUAUGAUUAUCGUAUUGUGAAAGAACAAUUACACAAAGAUGCAACGGUCAAGUCGAUCGUUACUCUGUUUUGAAAAUCACGUGGGCACGCUUAAAACUGCGAUACUAUAGAAGUUCAAAACAUUUUUAUUUUUGCAUGCAUUAUUACUACUCAAUCAAUACAUAAUUUUUUAAAACUUUUUUCUAUAAGCUACAAAUGCGUUUGCAAGUGAAAGAUUGCCACUCUAUUAAUCUACAAAAAAAAACAAGAAAAAAGUAUAAGCUUAAAAUUAAAAUAUUAUGUAGUGUGCAUCACAAAUAAUUAUAUAAUUAUGAACAUAUCAUGGCAUGACAUGGUAUCAAAAUUAGUAAAUUACUAAUCCUUACGGGUCAACUGCCAAACUCCUGUGCGAAUGUCUUCCACUAAUUUAUCUAGAAUAUAUUAAAACAUAUUUUUGAUACAGAAAGUAAUAUUUAAAUUUCUAUAAAAUAAAUCGUUUAUCGUUUUGGGUUGUCAUAUAUUUUGAAUAAUGUGUAAUUUAAAUUUCCAUGCCUAUUGAAAAAAACACUAAUAUUUUCAUUUCGUUUAGUCCGAAUAUUGGGGCGGGGGGUUGGAAAAUAAACAGUAAACUUGGGGGUGAGUCAUGAAAAAUUAUUCGGAGUAGAAGAGGGGUCACGAAAAAGUCAAGAUUUGUAAAAUACUUCCGCCCCACCCCCGUCAUUAAUAAUGACUACUUCCUAAGCCUUAGAAGAUAAAAAAAUGUUCUGGGGGAGCAUGCCUCCACACCCCUCUACAUAGAUUUCUCGGCGCUUGACUUGAUAAAUCUAAAAUGCUAGUUACGGGCCUACCCCUAGGAGACCCUCAUUGGGGAGUGAAAUCCAGUGGCGUGCUGACGGGGGGCUGGGGGCUUGGCCCUGCGAGGAAUUUUGAAUUUGCAAAAGCUUUACGGGGCGCCGAAACUGCAUGAAAUGAUUCUUUUUACAACAAUUGUGUCAACACACUGUCAACUUUCCCUGCAUAUGGUUUCACCGCUUUCUGAAAAAAGGUAUCAAUUUCCCUUGCGUAAUACAAAAUGACCGAAAAACGGCAAACUUCGCAAGGCUAUAUUAUCCGCAAUUUACAACAUUUCGCAACGAAACUUCGGAAUAUUACUAAUUUUGUGAUGCUCUUUCAAGCUGUGAUGAAUUUUUUGUCUAGACUUGUCUAGAUCAAAAUUUUGUUCAUUAGGUAAUAGGUCCAUUGGAUUUGACUCGUUGCUUACCUCACCUGCCCUCCCCCCCCCCCAAUAUCUCACCGGCUUGGCUUUGAAGACCAGGGGGCGGAGGGCGAGGCCACCGCAACAUGACAUCUUCCGUAACAUCAUCCGUAUCGUCAACUACAAAUGAAAUUGUUAUCAUUGUCACUUUAUAUGCAUGCAGGGUGGACUAGAUCAAAACUUUGUUCAUUAGGUAAUGGUCCAUUGUUUGACUUUUGCUUCCCCCCAAUAUCUCACUGGCUUGGCUUUGAAGACCAUGGGGCAGAUGGCGAGGCCACUGCAACAUGACAUCUUCCAUAACAUCAUCCGUAUCGUCAACUACAAAUGAAAUUGUUAUCAUUGUCAUUUUAUAUGCAGGGUGGAAUGUUUGGGGAGCGAGCAUUGAGUGAUGAAGCCAUGCAUGAGUCACCUGGGGGGUUGCGGGGGCUGGUCCCCCGGGAAAAGUUUGGAUUUCUAGGGCUCGGAAACGCCAUUUCAGACAUUCUGAUACGAGUUUUUAGAAGUAUUUGGAAGGUCAAAAAUCACAAAAUUCUGUUAUUAUUACAUUGGAACAACGCACAAUACACGUGAAAAUAUCUUUAGAGAUUUAUUGAUUAUAUUAAUUAUCAACUGAAACAUUUCAUAAAAUUGUAGACUUAUUGUCAUCAUCACACAUUCGCUAAAUAUAUUUAAACUAAAUCCAUUUUUCUGGGAGCCAUAUCUACAAAUGUUUGUACAAGUUUUCUAGAAUUAACCACUAUUAAUUGGAUUUGACUCGUUGCUUACCUAACCUCCCCGUUCUUAAUCCUCAAGGGAACGCAAGACAAUAGUCUAGUUCUCUCGAACAAUACGAGAACGCUACGAAAACGGUACAGUGUAAACGCUGCCUAAGUAAAGGUCCAGUAAGGACCAUGCUUCAUUGGACCAGUGUUACCCAUAGUUAAUAGAUGGUUUGGAAACUCAUUAGAAUAACAAUAGAACUCAUUAUCUACGUUAGUCAACGUUUAUUCGUUUCAUAAAUAUGGUCCCUCAACGUUUAUUCAUAAAUAUGGUCCUUCACAGCAAUUAUACCCUAUUGUUCGAGUCACGGACAGCUAACUUUCUUAAAAAUACAAUACGCUAUGAAUAAACGUUGACAAUUAAACAUAGAUAAUGAGUUAUAUUGUUAUUCUAAUGAGUUUCCAAACCAUCUAUUCAGAGCUAAAAAUAUAUUUAAAGAACUUUCGAAAUAUUUCUACUGUAGAUUUGCCGAUAGUUGCUAUGACGCAUUUUAUGUUUUUUUUUUCUUCAAUAAUUAGUGUAUUUUGCUUUUUAAAGAUACUUCGUUACGUUGAUAUCAUUGUUAUAAAGCACAAUAAGACCCUUGAUCUUGUAGGUUUAGAACAGCUAGAGCUAUCCAGAAUAAAUAAGGUCAGCUGCUACUUUAAAGUUUUCGUUCUGGAAUAUAUUUUGCUCUUUAGGGUGAAAGUUUUUGUCUGAAAUAUGAUCCCAAUUCCAUGCUGUACAUUUCUAAGGUAAAGUUUAACAGAGGUAACGUAAUGUUCCUUUUUAAAUUUCCAGGUUAAUGUAACCACAGUCCUGGUUAAUGUGGUGAUAGUCCUGGCUAGUUUAACCAGGAUUCUUGGUUAAUUUAACCAAGCUAUACGGUUGAAUUAACCAUUUUAUGUUAGGUAGAUUAAUGAAGAAUUCCUGGUUGACAGUCCACCUAACAUUAUCUGGUUAAUUUAACCAUAUAGCCUGAUUAAAUAAAUUUACCAGGAACCCUGGUUAAAUGAACCUCGUUCCCUUUAACACAUCUAAUUCAGGAUCCACUCUUUGACUGAGAGUCGACAUCAAAGCUUUGGUGCAAUUUUACAACUACACACGCAAAAAUCUCACAUCUUGUGGCAAGUCUGCCAACAAGCCGUCAACAAGUUGUGUUCGCACUGCUUGUCCCAAGUUGUCAACAAGGUUAGAACAAGCUGUUAACAACUUGUAACAACCUUGUUGAUAUUAUCAGACUUGUUGCAAGGUUGUUCCAAUAAGUCCGAUACAAUCAUGAUAUAACAAUAUUGUUACAACCUUGUAUGAUCAACCUUGUAACAUUCUUGUUAUAUCAUGACUGUGUCAGACUUGUUACAACAAUCUUGUAACAAGUCUGAUAAUGCCAUCAAGUUUGUUACAAGUUGUUAACAGCUUGUUCCAAACUUGUUACAACAACUGGGAACAAGCAGUACGAACACAACAUGUCGACAGCUUGUGAACAGAUUUGUAACAACUUGAUAAAUAUCAUGAUCAUAGAACACAUUGGUAUCGAAGGUACUAGACUUAGUUCCGAAAUACCACACACUCGAACAGACUUGGCCUCGUAGCUCAGUUGGCAGAGCAUUGGACUAGUAUCCCAAAGGUCGCGGGUUCGAUUGGCCACCGUGGUCAGGCUAACUUUUCAGCUUGCCCGGUGUGGAUAUACACUCAGAGCAACAUCAAAAACAUUGUAACAACUUGUUUGCAGACCUGUAGCAACUUGUGCGUUUUUACGUGUGUACGUCGAAACGAUGAAAAGUCAGUGGGCUUAGGUAAAUCUAAUAUUUCUCUUGUGUUCUAUCGUUCAGGCAAUGGACCUCUUUGAUUUAGGGGAAGGUUAUAAUACCCUCGAUGAAGGCAUGUCAAGGAUAAAAUGCCCUGUACUGGUAAGGCAGAUGUUUUACUAUACCAAUCAUUAAAAAACCACGAGCUUAUAAUCCUUAUAUUGGUGUUGGGCAAUACUCGACAUAGCUAAUUGUUAAAGGAUUUUGCAUUUUUUUAUCCAAGAUCAUGGGUGUGCAGUCAGACCUGCUUUUUCCUGUCCAGCAACAAAGAGAGCUGGACGAAGUGUUAAAAGAUUCAGGUAUGAAUAAGUGGCGUCGGUGGUAGAUAAAAGCAAGGUUAUUAAGCAAGCGACACAGAGAGUCAGAAUGCCGAAGGGGGUGGACUGGAUUAAAAACUGUGUUUGUAUCAGUUUGUGGUAAACUUCAACACAUUUGCUUCCAUACACGAGCGCUAUGAUGCAAAAUGCCGCCAAAAUUAGUUACACCAUUUUUCGAAUGACGUCCGUGUUGACAAAAACUUUCGUCCGUCCGUCCGCCAUCCAUCCGUCCGUCCGUAUCCGCGUUUUAUCCUAACCCCUUGCUUAAGCUCACUAACGAGGCUGGAUCCGUUGUUCAUUGAAUUUCUCACUCAUUUGGUGAGCGGAUUUCCCAGCAGGCUAUUGCCCAGUUGAUAGGUGGUCCGAGGUACCUACGACAAAACGUCUUUAUCCGAAAAGACGCGAAAGUCUAAGCAUUUACUGAUGUCAAUGUAAAGGUAGCAAUCUCUCCUCAAUUAUUUUAAGACUUUGAGUAGAGGUCCGACCAAGGAUUGAACCCAGGUCUUCCAGCUUGAAAGGCAAGCGUGGUGACCACGACUGGACCAAUAAUCUGCCUCUUAAAAUAUACUUUGAAUAGCUUGAAUUUCAGACGUUCACAAUGAGAGUCGAAUCAUUUUCCAAGCCGUAUCAUCCCGGUCUGUGAAGAAGCAUCGCCCAUCUGAUGCAUCACAUAACUUAGUAAAAAUAGUGUACUGUGUAAAACAAAAAGUUCAACAUGAUUUUACAGGGAAUUCAUCACAAGGGAUAUGCGAAUUUUCAAUUUAGUAUAGAGGGAACUUUUAUAUAACUUUUUACAUCAUCUUUUAAAAUUUUAGUAUCUUAAUACGUUUCUUGCGUUUAUAGGAAAUCAUUCAGUCACAUAUUACGAAUUACCUUCCAUAUUUGGCCAUGAUACAUUUCUCCUGGAUGUCAAUGCCGUGGCAGCGGCUAUUAAGGUGAGCAUUGUGAUAUCGGCACUGUGGUCAACUAGACACGUAAAACGCACAAGUUGUUACAGGUCUGCAAACAAGUUGUUACAAAUCUGUUCACAAGCUGUCGACAACUUGUGUUCGCACUGCUUGUUCCCAGUUGUUGUAACAAGUUUGGAACAAGCUGUUAACAACUUGUAACAAGCUUGAUGGCAUUAUCAGACUUGUUACAAGGUUGUUCUAACAAGUCUGAUGCAGUCAUGAUAUAACAAGAAUGUUACAAGGUUGACGACACAAGGUUGUAACAAUAUUGUUAUAUCAUGACUGUCUGGGACUUGUUGGAACAACCUUGCAACAAGUCUGAUAAUAUCAACAAGAUUGUUACAAGGUUGUUCUAACAAGUCUGAUGCAGUCAUGAUAUAACAAGAAUGUUACAAGGUUGACGACACAAGAUUGUAACAAUAUUGUUAUAUCAUGACUGUAUGGGACUUGCAUGUUGGAACAACCUUGCAACAGGUCUGAUAAUGCCAUCAAGCGUGUUACAAGUUGUUAACAGCUUGUUCUGAACUUGUUGACAACUUGGGACAUUAAAUUUCGCUAGUUAUCAAUUGACGUUUGUUCUUUUCGUUAAACAGGGUCACCUUGAAACAGACUUGACGUUUGUCGCGAAAAAGAAGUCCAGAUGACAAAAAUGCGUUUUUAUACAUUAUCUGAUGCAAAAAGUAUAUCUGAUACAAAAUCGUGCUGAUUUACAUAAUUCGCAUCGGUGUUGUAUCGGAUAUAACAUUCGGCUCGAGUUUGUAUAUGGCCGCUCAUGUUGUAAAUAGUACAAAAUGUCAAAAUCUAAUGUCAGUUUCCCACACUCGCAAUAACCUACGUGCAUGGAUUUGUUUUGAAUAUACAUCAUGUUCUAGUACUAUCAUGUUUCGUUGUACA